GUCACGCAAGUGUAAGGACGAUGGAAUGCACGAGAACGUGAUCAUCGAUGCGGAAUACGGAUAGGCAUUAGGCUAGCCGCUCUUUAAAUUUUCAAAACGUGUGGGCCUACCCACAUAAAUAUUUUUCAAAUGAUGGAUCAAAGGGGCUACCAGCCUUCAGGGCUGUUUGGUGGAUACUCCUAUGGAGAUCCCACUUUGAAUGUUCCAGUGACAUCAGGGGGCAGCAGCACUAUCUCUCCAUACCUCAAUCUAGAUCCUAGAUACCUGAAUACAGGAGAUGCAGAAUUUAUCGUUCCAACUGGUCAAUCAAGGGUCAGAGGUCGUUUUGAGUUGGCAUUCUCUCAAAUUGGAGGAUCAGUCAUGGCAGGUGCAGUAUAUGGAGGGGUAAAUGGCAUCCGUGUGGCCAGAAGUCAAACAGCAGAACUUGCAGGCAAAGUUAGGAUGUCACAGAUGUUAACCCUAGUAACAAAGCAGGGAGCCUCAGCUGCUAAUGCUGUUGGCGUAGUUGCGGUAAUGUACAGUAUACUUGGUCUUGGUAUCUCAUGGACUCGAGGCACAGAGGAUGAAAUCAACACAAUAUCAGCUGCAACAGCUACAGGUCUACUUUACAAAUCAUCAGCUGGACUGAGAACGAUGGCAAAAGGAGGUGCAGUUGGUCUUGCUCUUUCAAGUUUAUGGUGUUUAUACCACAAAAAGGAUAAACUUUUAGGAUCAGAUUCAAAUUAUUGAGAACAUUAUAGAAUUAUAUGAUUAAUACGGAGAACCUAUGACAUCAAUGCUGAACUAAAGAAAAGAACAUGGGAGCCAUCCAUUUGUUGGCGUACCCACCAUGGGGUCGGUAGUGUGGAACCGUCCCUGUAGUAUUUUUCUCUGAGAUAUUAAAAUUUAUAUGUUGGCUGCAACAAGUGAAAUACCAGUCUGCAGGUCAUUUGGGUUGUGAUGGUUAGUCAGUGACAUGCUGCCCUCUCUAGCCCAAAUGCUGUAAAACACUUUACUUAUAUUGCAUUCCUGUAUUAAGUACAAGAAUUGUAGAUAUAUUUAUAAAUGCUAAUGCAGUAGUUAUCAAGUAUGGUCUCCAAAAGGUUGAUGUCAAUAUACAGAAACCCACCCUUUGGAAUCCACUUGCUCCAAAUUGAAAAAUUAUGUUUUGUUGAUACUGUACUUUUAUGGAAUCGCUCAUUAUCCAAAUGCAGUACUAUUAUUGAUUUCAGUAUUGCACAUAAUUGUUUAAAUGACAGAUACAGCAGUGGUGGCACUAGUGGGGCGCAUAUGCCCCCUCUUCGCCCACGCCAAAUCCUUCUGUCAUCGACGCCACAGUGAGGUUACCAGAUAAAAAAAUUUAAAAAAUAAUUAUUUGCCUUUUUGCCAAUACCAAAUAUUGUGGUCUAAAAGCAAAAUUUGAACCAUACUAAGCCAUAAAAACUCUCUCUAGUCGACCCUUUUGGUCGGACAUGUUGGAUCCCUCUGUAGGCAAAUUUCUGGAGCCACCGCCGAGAUACAGUGCACCAUCUAAUCAAGAUCAUCAUUGGGGUCCUGAAAAUACAGUAUGUCUCUGGGUUAAAAGAUUGAAGUUUAUGUGCCUCAAUUGGUAUCAAAUAAAAGGUGUGCACUGUAAUAUUGUCACUGAACUAUAAACAUACUAUUAAAGCUAUUGUUUGUUAAUUUUAUCAAAGUGCAUUUUUAAAUACAGUUAAACUUGCCUAAGUCAAUUUUGCCUGACUCAAAUAAUUUCGAAGUACAUCUUAUUUUACAUGCCAAAUUGUUGUGUUUUCCAUUAACUAUCUGCAAAUCAAAUUUUAUCCAAGUCAGAAAAUUUUACAAUGCCAUUUUGGAUUCCACUUAGGAAAGUUCAACUGUAUUUUCUAGUUUAAUUUUAUCAAAGUGCAUUUUCCAAACUACAGUAGUUAUUCUUAAUAAAUUAUUGUCUGGAUAUAUAAUGGAGGUGUUUCCUUCAGUUGUUAAUAAUGAUAGUUGACCUCAAUAAAAGCUAUGGUUAUCAAGAUGUAUUGGCUACAGA
Molecule: messenger RNA, 2017 nt
Organism: Anneissia japonica
Lineage: Eukaryota; Metazoa; Echinodermata; Crinoidea; Comatulida; Comatulidae
Product: mitochondrial import inner membrane translocase subunit Tim23-like
Exons: 7
Coding region: 130-729 (199 amino acids)
Biological process (GO): protein import into mitochondrial matrix
Cellular component (GO): mitochondrial inner membrane; TIM23 mitochondrial import inner membrane translocase complex
Molecular function (GO): transmembrane protein transporter activity
Source: RefSeq, a predicted model, not a curated record